Molecule: messenger RNA, 1838 nt
Organism: Sciurus carolinensis (gray squirrel)
Lineage: Eukaryota; Metazoa; Chordata; Mammalia; Rodentia; Sciuridae
Gene: Cd59
Product: CD59 molecule (CD59 blood group)
Exons: 5
Coding region: 374-781 (135 amino acids)
Source: RefSeq, a predicted model, not a curated record
GCUGCGUCCCUGCAGGGCGUGGUGAGCAGACAUUUCCCCGGCGGGAGGGAGCGCUGCUGAGCCGGGUCCGCGGAGCUGCACGGCUGAGCGCAGAGGCCGGCUGGCUGCAGCUCCCGGGGCGCCUUCAGGGAAGAGCUGGCUACGCGGAGAGGAAUCCCCUCGGAGGACAAAGGGUCAACUCCAACCUCGAUGUGGUCUCGGGCCUUCUCUUCCCUUGAAGGUUAAAAUGUGGAAUGACAGAGCUGAAGUCUUUGUCUUCCCAGAUCUGCUCAGCUGCACCCUCUUUAGAACCAGAGGGUCGACUUUUUAACAAAACGUUAGGUAGUGUUGUUCAGGAAGCACCGGCGCUCCAAAGAGCCUGUGGACCAUCACCAUGAGAAGUAAAGAAGGACUCAUCCUGCUCAGAAUCCUGUUCAUCCUGGUUGUCCUCUGCAACACGGGUUCUGGCCUGCUGUGUUACAGGUGUCUUGACCCGGUUUCCUACUGCAAUACAACCGCCACCUGUUCACUGCUCUUUGAUACCUGUGCCAUUGUUGUCGCCGGGCCACGAAUCUAUCACCUUUGCUGGAAGUAUACGGAUUGCAAUUUUGAAUUCUUUUCGAAAAAAUUAGAAGAGAAGGAGCUAAAAUUCAGAUGCUGCCAGACGGACCUGUGUAACCGGGAACUCACAGAGACAGAAAAAGAGAAAGAGAAAGAAAAAGGUGGGACGGUCACCUUAUCAGGGAAAACUCUCUUGCCGGUGAUGCUGGUUCUGGUCACAUCCUGGAACAGUUUUCCCUGAUUCAACAUCAGGAAGCAAUUCUCCAGGCUGUCCCCUUCUAUAUCUUUCCCAUUUCCUGGCUGCUACACUCUAAAGCCUUUACUCUUUGUCACCUGGAUUCUGCUGGGAAAGAAUAAAAUUAUCUGGAACACUUUGGAUGAAAAAGAGGACUCCAAGAGACUUGGAAGACCAGUCUUGUGCUCAGGGAAGGUACACUUGAGAGAGAAGUCCGCGUGAAGCAUGUGUGACUUCAGUAGGUGAUAGGCUUCUCCCUCUGCUCUUGGGAGAACCAGUUUUGAAACAGGGAUGACUGAAGUGGUUUCUUAGCAACCCUUAGGUAUUUCCCUCUGGUUCCUUGGAUAGAGUUAAAUAGUAUGAGCAGUAUUUUGCGGGGGACAGGGAGAUUCUUUUGAAGACUCUCCAUCCCAUGAAAUGCUUUUGUAAAACUCCCGGCUCUUGUGUUGCCUUGUAGACAUGCAGAAUAUUCUAGAUGUGGACUAUCAGUAAGAAGCAAUGAGACUUUUUUUUUUAUUGUAAACAAAUGGGAUACAUGUCGUUUCUCUGGUUGUACAUGAAGAAAAGGCAUACCAUUUGUGUAAUCAUACAUUUACAUAGGGUGAUGGUGUUUGAUUCAUUCUGUUAUUUUUUCCUCCCCCCCAACAGGCUUUUUUUUCCUUUCUUUAUUUUUUUCUGUUAGGGACUAAUCCAGGGGCCUCUCACAUGUUAGGCAAGUGCUCUACCACUGAGCUACACCCCCUGCCAGAGCUAUGAGGUUCUUAAUGCAGAAAGAUCAGGAUCACCGCUCUGUUCUCAACUAGAAGACAUAUGUCAAGGACCCGGUAAGAUUCCUACGUGGCAGGGUUAAUAGGUACAGCAUGUGUCUUCAGAGAGGAUUUGGGAAUUUGAGUUUUCCCAUGUCUCUAACUUUUUUGUAGACAUUGUUGUCUUCUACUAGAAGAAUUUAAUUGCUUUAAUUAAUUAGUGUUAAAGCUGUAUUCCCCCUCUUGGAAAAUUAGGAUAUCUUGACUUUGCCACACGUAAUUUAAGAAUAAACAUUCUAUGCCAUAGAUGGCUGGGA